Botrytis byssoidea is the source of this 1596-nucleotide messenger RNA. RefSeq lists its product as uncharacterized. The record is from RefSeq and is a predicted model, not a curated record. The coding region runs from base 1 to 1596 and encodes 531 amino acids. NCBI's taxonomy places the organism in Eukaryota, Fungi, Ascomycota, Leotiomycetes, Helotiales, Sclerotiniaceae. The transcript has a single exon.
AUGGCACCAAGAGCUAAAGCAACUAAUUCCUCCUCAAAUAGUAAGGGACUCAUUGAGAAGGAGGAUAUCUUUCCCACGAUCGUUCAUUCAAGCCCCGUCACCCCUCUCCAGCACUCUCUUCUCACCUCUCCUUUCAAUUCUAACCUCGAAGAAAAUGGCGAACCUCAAGCUGAGCAUAGUCUCGAAGAAUUAAUUGACCCACAGUUGAUGCAGAACAAUGCCAUCAAUCCUUCUCACGCCCAAGAUCUCAAUCAUCAAUUUUCUUUGGAAGUUGAUCCUUCAUUCAAUCUGGGUUCAGAUUUCCCUGAGUCCGUCCUAGAUUCAUAUUCAAUUAAUUUGACAAAUCAGCAUGCUUCAAGUAGCGACUUUGCUGACUAUAUCCCCAAUCCAAACGAUUGCAAUUCAUUUCCUCUUGACAACGUUGGAGCCCCUUCAUCUUUCCGACUCGGCAAUACAAACGACCAUGUCGAGGCUCAAAAGUCAUCUACAAAGGCGCCAUUUGUUGAUCCUAUGCAUGCACAUGCGCACCUGAAGCAUGUGGCUGUAUUUUGCUGCCAGUCUCCAAUCUGUGUACGAGAGUGUAAAGCAGACUACAAGUAUGCGACUCGUCAAUUUACAUUGUUUUACUCUCGACAAUCGAUUGAAGAGCCAUUGUACAGUGGUCGCAAGCGUGUUCUGCCACAGAGAAGCAAUCCAGAUCAGCGCAUUCCGAUGCUUCUCCUUUCCGGAGCUCGGGUCUACAGGGUCGACAAGUUGGGAGAGAAUCCGGUCGUACGACUUUUUGUUGGUGACAUCAUUAACCGCAAGAAGAAGUAUUGGGAGGUUUUGCCUGGAGGCGCAGUUGAGCAGUUGGGAUGGAUUCAGGAGUUGAGAGACACGGCAGCUCCUGCCGACCAAUGUAGUGCUUGGAAGUGCCCCACCCAUGGAGAUAUUUGGAACGUCAGUAUCUUAGACCAUCUUUUCGACAAUGGUGCCGAGAAUACUGGUACACUGGGAACCGACUAUGACAGCGGGUAUGCGAGCUCCUCUGGUCAAAUGGGAAGUUCGUCAAGAAAGGGAUCAUCUACAUAUGGAGACAAUAAUGCCACUUUCAAUACGAGCCCCAUCACUCCUGUCAACUACUCGGUCUGCGACAAUAAUUUCAACAUCAAGAUGAGUCCCGUCACUCCUGUCAAUUACUCGUUCGACGGUUGCAAUAUGGUUUUCAAUGCGAGUCCCACCACAUCUACAACCUGUUUAAGUGGUGAUCAACAUGGCCCAGCAACUACCACAGCAACUACCAUUCGCAAUCCCAAGCCUCGCCGUAACCGAAACCGCAAUCUCAGCCACGGUGCUAACAAGAUGAUCUCAAGAGGCAGCAACAACUCUCUUGAACAAAUAGAGGAAGAUCUCGAGGACUUUGAGAUCAGCGGCGACGUUGCCGAACUUCUCGAGUUCGGUGACUACGCUAGUACCAGCGGUUGCGACUUCAUGCAACCCCAAGAUCACAUGUGGGAUGAUGAUCUCCUCAGUGAGGUCAAUACUUUCAUCGCCGAUGGAAUCCACUUUGGCGAACCUGUUGAAGAUACAAUUGAACACGACUUAGAUGCUAUUUGA